Molecule: messenger RNA, 2358 nt
Organism: Mycena citricolor
Lineage: Eukaryota; Fungi; Basidiomycota; Agaricomycetes; Agaricales; Mycenaceae
Source: the annotation of a GenBank genome assembly
CCUGGACGGCAUCGAGCAGCUCUCGCCCCUCGUUGUUUGCGAUCUCCUCGUUUUCGCGCCCUCCUGGAUAUUCUCGGGGACUUCUCCCACUCUUACGACCUAACGACCUCCCCUUCACGACAUUACGACCUUCAGAACGCUGACUAUUCAUCAAUUGUCAAUUAGAGGAUGAGCGGCCAGACCACGACUACCAGCAGUGCGGCUGUCUGUGCCACGGAGACAGCCAACAAACCGCCCUCGCUUUUCCAGAACGGGAAUCUUGUUUUCCAAGCUCAUCAUACCUCACCUCAGGUCGGAUGGAUUGUUGCAGCUCUGUUUACUCUCGCUGCAAUGGUCACUUCGUUUUGGCUGGUAAACAAGCACUUGUCCUGGUACACGAAUAAACGGGAGCAAAGACAUAUCGUGCGCAUUCUCUUCAUGGUACCGAUCUACGCUGUGAUCAGUCUUGCUUCAUACAUCUUCUGGAACAAUUCUACCCCUCUCUUGCUGAUCCGGGACUGUUACGAGUCUACUGUGCUGACGGCCUUUUUCUAUCUCUUGCUCAAUUACUUGUCACCGAACAUCGAGGAUCAGCAAGCUAUAUUCUUGAAGGUCGGCCUUUCUCGCGCUGCUGAUGCGGCGGCCAUCGCUCGAGGGGAGGAAGUGAAGAAAUGGGUGUUUCCACUGGGCUUCAUCAAGGCUAAACCUGCGGAUGGCCUGUACUUUCUUCAGAUGAUGAAAUGGGGUGUUCUGCAGUAUUGUGUCAUGCGCCCUUUAACGACACUGGCUGCGGUCCUUCUCAAUUAUCUUGGAUGGUACUGCGAGAGUUCCUGGAGUCCCAAGUGGGGGCAUAUCUACAUCUCUGCACUCGUCUCCAUCUCUGUUUCCGUCGCCAUGUACUGCCUGUUGCAGUUGUACGUCACCAUCGCCGUGUAUCUCGCGCCACAGCAGCCGUUGCUCAAAUUAUUCUCGAUCAAAGCGGUCGUGUUCCUAACUUUCUGGCAGUCGAUCUUCCUCUCGGCUUUAAGCACUUUUGGCGUCGUGAAAAAUACAACGUACAUGACUGCCGCUGACAUCAAUAUCGGAAUCGGCGCAUUGCUAGAGACUUUCGAGAUGAUGGUGUUCGGCUUUUUGCACGUCAAAGCAUUUUCAUAUCGGCCUUAUAAGCCGUAUCACGACAAGAGAUCGAAUGCUCCGCUGCCAAUCCGCACUGCGCGACUUCCAGCGUUGGCGAACGCUUUUGAUUUCCGGGAAACCUUCCGAGAAAUCUGGGCCGGCUGGGUCUACAUCCUGGAUCGAGUUCGGGGCAGAGAACCGGAAACAGACUUUGGUGCUCGUCGAACAUUGCAUUACGAGAGUGCGUUUGGCCGACCCAGGCAGUCCAACUUGCCAGGAGGCGACGCGUCGGCAGAGGAAAAGGCUUUCAUUGCAGAGCCAGCCGCCCCGGGGUUAGGGGACAUCUACUCGCGCAGGGAAGACUUCCCGUGGCUGGCGCUUCCGAACUACGAGCGGCGGGAAAAGAGUGAAGGACUGGAAAUGGCCAUCGACAGAGAACUAGCGCGCAGAGGCUAUGAUUCCAAUGCUCCCGGGCGCGGCCAUAUUGCCCCUCCACGCGAAGAGGCUCAGGGUCACAAAGGUCAACGAUCCUGGUGGCGUAGCGUGUACAGUCGCGUUUCGCAGUCAGCGCCGGACGAAGACGAGCAUCGGCUUACUUCUCAGCCUUCUCGACGCAAGAAAGUCAAGUCCAGCUCACGGGUGGAGACACCAGCCGACCGCAGACCGUUGUUCGAUGCCAACUAUGACUUCGAUGAUCCUCCCCCCGAACCGUUCUUGCCGUCCCGGGCUCAACAGACCGCCGACACACUGGGGCCAUUGUCAAAUUUUACUGCGCAUCGCAGUUCUCACCAGCGCGCUUCGCCUGCCCUCGCGCGGUCCGACAGCCUGCUCGGCCGGGUAUUCCCUCCAAGCAACGAAACACACGGCACAGAAAGUCUCCCACCCCCGUCAUCUUCUUUCCAUGGAGCUGUCCCUCAGUCGAGAAUGACGCCUCGGGGCCGGGUCGUGGUGACGAUACCUCCGAUCCUCGGCAAUGCUGUGCCGCCAGCCACGGGACCGACGUCCUGGUCGCCUCCGCCGCAGUGGUCUCUGGCUCCCAUGCAAGCAAUCCAGCCACCUGCCCCAUCAAGGCCGUCUUCUGGUGGGCUGCGUCGAUCGUCUGCGCAAAUCUAUUCCGCGGAUUCAGCCAGAAGAGGCCGGCGGCAGUCUGCCGAUGUGAGCCCUUACGGGUCGCCGUCGCCGACAUCCCCGUCCCCGCCACCCUCGUCCUCCGGCUACGCCACCAACAUGCCUGGACCAUCCCAGUCCCACACACCGCAUUCC